Messenger RNA from Chiloscyllium plagiosum (whitespotted bambooshark), 4253 nucleotides. RefSeq names its product ATPase family AAA domain containing 1b (gene atad1b). Gene Ontology annotation, cellular component: mitochondrial outer membrane. Gene Ontology annotation, molecular function: ATP binding; ATP hydrolysis activity. Gene Ontology annotation, biological process: extraction of mislocalized protein from mitochondrial outer membrane. The record is from RefSeq and is a predicted model, not a curated record. Lineage: Eukaryota; Metazoa; Chordata; Chondrichthyes; Orectolobiformes; Hemiscylliidae.
GUUCAUUGGUUCAUUGUUCCUGAUGCAGUGUUGGGACGGACACGGAAGCGGAAGUGGGCUUCAGAGCACAUUUGUCCUGCCGCACGGACGUGGGUCUAACAGUAAAAAUGGUUUUAAAAGAAAUCCCAACAGAUUCUUUAACUCGCCCUCUGUCACGCAACGAAAUAGUUGGUUUAAUUUUUCGUCUGACAAUAUUUGGUGCAGUAACAUACUACACUAUCAAAUGGAUGGUAGAUGCCAUUGAUCCAACAAGAAAACAAAAACUGGAAGCGCAGAAGCAGGCAGAAAGACUAAUGAAGCAGAUUGGCGUAAAAAAUGUCAAGCUUUCCGAAUAUGAGAUGAACAUUGCAGCCCAUCUAGUGGACCCCCUGAGUAUGCAAGUUACUUGGGAUGACGUUGCUGGCUUGGAUGAAGUCAUUUCAGAGCUCAAGGACACCGUGUUAUUACCCAUUCAGAAAAGGCACCUAUUUGAAGGUUCAAGACUGCUGCAGCCUCCAAAAGGUGUGCUCCUAUUUGGACCUCCAGGCUGUGGAAAAACACUUAUUGCCAAGGCUACUGCCAAAGAAGCAGGUUGUCGGUUCAUUAAUCUACAGCCUUCCACCCUGACAGAUAAAUGGUAUGGGGAAUCCCAAAAACUGGCUGCAGCUGUUUUCUCAUUGGCUGUCAAACUGCAACCUGCUAUUGUCUUUAUUGAUGAAAUUGAUUCUUUUCUACGAAAUCGGUCCAGCUCUGAUCAUGAAGCUACAGCAAUGAUGAAAGCUCAAUUUAUGAGCCUCUGGGAUGGCCUUGAUACAGACUUUAACUGUCAGGUAAUCGUGAUGGGUGCCACUAACAGACCACAAGAUCUUGACUCUGCCAUUAUGCGAAGGAUGCCAACAAGGUUUCACAUAGGACAGCCUAAUACCAGUCAACGGAAAUCAAUCCUAAAUUUAAUUCUACGAAAUGAAGAGGUGGACCGAAAUUUGGACUUGAAUGAAGUUGCCAGGGAAACUGAAGGCUUUUCAGGGAGUGACCUGAAAGAACUCUGUCGAGAUGCUGCCAUGUUUUGUGUCCGGGAUUAUGUACAUGGCUCCGAUGAGGAAAGUAAUAGGGACAGGCUUCGACCCAUCAAACAGCAGGACCUCAAAAGAGCAAUACUGAAGAUGCGAAAAUCUAAAGGAGUCAAUGAUUUGAGCGAGUUUCAAGACGAUGUCAGUACAGAUUGAGGAUAUACUUGCCUGCCUAGUUACCAAGAAGGACAAAUUAAGCUGCAUUUUUACUGGAUGACUUGGCUGAAUGAUGGCAAAUUUCUAUGCUAAAUUUGGGGGAUAGAUAAGAGGGUUGGUGGAUGUGGGGAAGGGUUUUUCUAAUUGUAAUUCUGUGAAUUUAGUAUCACCCAUCAAGUGUAGUUCUUUUGGGUCCAUAUUCACAGAAAAAAAUUUGUACUGAAAUAUUUGUGUAAUUUGACUGAGGCUUGUGCAGAUACAUAUAUUAGAAAUUUCUGUAUAUUGGUUUCAAAUUGUGAAUGCAUUAGUAUCAUUGUUUAAGAUUUAAUAUUGGAAGUAAACUACUUCAAUGAUAUGAAUACUUCAGCAAAAGCUCAUAUGGCUUUGUAAGACAAAACAAAAGUACUAUGCUGACUGACUGCACUGCAAUCUGCAUCAUUUAAUAAUGAAUCUAAAAGCACUUAAGAGCUCUAAAAACUGAAUAAGUAAUAUAAAGGAACUACUCAAAGUAGUUUCUGACAUUUUGGUUGAGCCAUAGCCAUGUUUUUUUAAAUUUAAUUAUAAACUAGGGUGGUUAUGCUUUUUAAAUAAAUUUUUUUUAUUUUAUGGGUUCAGUGUAAAUAAAUGUCUAAUGCCUGUCACAUUUUGUAUGCUUUCUGUUCAUUAUUAUUUGAUGUAAUAGAGUUGCUUCUGAAAUAAUAAGAUACCUGACUAGCUUUGUUGAUAACAACUUUUCUUUAAAAACUUUGUAUAUAAUAAUAUGUGCCCUUGCACAUCAAAACUGAAAUAUCUCUACAGGAGCACAAAUAGACAAUAUUGUUAUAUGUAUUUAUGAAAAGAUAUUCAAAGUUGCAAUUUUUUUCAUUGCAAGAGAAAUAAGUAAGGAAUAUCUGAUGGAUCUUUUCAAAACAAAAUGAAGGAUUAAGUUUGCCAUUUGACUGAUUAAUAACAAAGGGAGUACAUAGUUACAAUUAACAGAAUAAUUAGAGAUGUUUGUCAAAUCUUUUUCAUAUUAGUCACUACCUCUGGUCAUUAGAACCGAGACUCCAUUGCCAUAAAUGACUGUAGGGACAGAUAAUGUUAUUAAUAAAUGUUUGAGAAGAAUCCAAUUGCAUAUAGCAGAAGAUCUGGCAAAAAUAUUUAUGGUAGUGUCUUUUUGAAGAGCUUGCCCCAAAUCAUUCUCUGUUGCUUUAGUCCACUGUAAAUUGGCCAAAUUCAAUAGAAUGUGUUUAAUUCAAAUUUUAUUUGGUGGGGUAUUUUUACCACAAAUGUUUUAAAAAAACAAAACAGUUGCUGUACUAUUAUUUGAGACUAGUUCCCAGUAAUGGUAAAUGGUUGCAUAGUUUCACACAUUCUCGCCUUGAUUCAUCUUCAGUUUCAAUGACCUCAACAUUUUCAAGUUUCAAUCUUGAAGGCAAAGACAUUGGUUAUAUUUUUUGGUUUAAAAUUAAGUUUUUUUUCUAUUCUGUAAUUUAUUAUCAUUAUUAAAUUGCUAGUCAUUUCAAAUGUGGCUUAUUAUAGGUUUCUGUCCAGUCUCUAGAAGGAAUAAUGAGUUUGUGUAUAUACAGAUUGAAAAUAUGUAGAAUAGAUGUAGCUGGGUAUAAGUUUCAAUUAGUGCUGAGAUGCACCUCAACCAGUGUUUGACCUAAAAGUAGAAAUUUCUGUCUUCUGAUUUUAAUAGAUAGGAUAAAUCCUAAUUAAAAGUGGCAGCAGUGAACUAUAUAUCCAGUAAAUCUGUAUGAAAUGUUCUUUGUGCUGGUUAAUCUGUGAAUGCAGGUGGCCAGCUGUAGUGACCUGGCCUACAUUAUCUUGUAAAAUGUUGAUAUCCUGUACAUAUAUUUUUGGAGGUGAUUCAUACCUCUGCGUAGGUGCUCAAAACACAGCCCAUAUUCUUUUCCCUCCUGUAACUCUUUGUAAGAUUAUGCAAAUUCAUUGUGUUACUUCCCUCAAAUAGCUUUUCAAAAAACUGUAUUCCAUUGAUUGUCUCAUGUACCUAAACUGUUAAUCUUUUUUCUUGCAAUUUUAAGGUAAAGUGAAAGCUUUGUUCUUUAUAGGAAAUGUUAUUAUAAUCCAGAGUCUUCCUAGCUGUUUGUUUUAUUUUCUUUAUCUCCAAAAGGGACUCAAUUUUAAAAUACAUUCAUCCAUUAUAGGCUGUAUUUCGAAUAACGUGCUAGCAGAAGUUGUUAAAACUGUAGUUGCUGUCUUUGGAUUGUAAAUUCAGUAACCAAAAAUUGGAUUAUACUGUCUGAUAUCUUGCUGGUUCCAACAGUAUGCUAUCUGUAAAUGCAUCUGGAAUGGAGUCUUAAUCUGUAUACAGUAGUAUAGUAUUGUAGUACUACUUGCAGUGAGGUGACAGGUGAAUAUGAUCAAUAUUCCACAUCAUUUUAUCACAAUUCUGGACAAUUGUUGAACCUGAGUUACACUGAUUCAUAUAAAGAGGAAAAUAAAGAUACGGUUUGUAGUUUAUGGGAGGCUUAAUCUGCUUAUUGAAACUGUUACUGGGCUGUUAACAAAAACAAAAAUAUAUGGAAAAAGUAAAAGGAUGAGGUAUUGUAAAUUGCUACAAAUUGACUACAAAUUGCAGUCAGUGCAUGUUUAUAAAUUACUCCUGCAAACUAACAAUCCUUAGCAUUGCUAAACAUACCAGUUAUUAAUGUUUAGGAAUGUUCACUGAUAGAAAAUUAUUAAAUGGGAGCUUCUAUUUAAAUCAUCAAAAGAAUGAAACUGACCAGCUAUUUGGGGAAGAAUAGGUUAUAUUGUACUGAAAGGAAAACUAUACAAUUGGAAAUUAUCCUGUUUCCUUUUGAAAUUCCUGAAUAUAUAAAUACUGCACUGCAGAAAUUGAAAAUAUACCUUGAUUUUGUGAUCAUUUUAUGCAUUUGCUCCUAUAAUAGAAAUUGCUUUAAAGUGUUCCACCUACUAGCAGAUAAUCGUGGCAUUUUUCACAGUGCAAGAGUGCGCACGAUAAGAAUGUUGUGUAACCUUGUGUAUUACACAAUUUAUCUGCUGCUAUUCUUUGAGAAAAAUAAAACAAGUUGCCUAUUGCAA